AUGCUCUCAAACCUUCUGCUGACGGUGUUGCCAUGCAACUUGUGCGGAGACGUGCCUGUGGUGAUUGGCGACCCCUGCUCGCAGCCCGAGCCACGAGUUGCUGUCGGCAUCGUGACCAGCUACGAUUCGGCCAAGGGCUUCGGCUUCCUGAAAGUCGACGGAAUACAGGGCGACGUCUUCUUCGCAAGGUCAGAGCUUCCGCCGGAGCUCAGAGAGGAGGACAAGAAGGAGAAGGUCAUCCACAAAGUGAUCGAGUUUGAACUCCAGAAGAAGUCCGAUGGGAAGCUGCGGGCAAGGAAACUGCUCUUCCUCCACAGGAACCUGGAAGGUGUGGGCCAAAGAACGCGCGGAAGGGUGGCCAAGUACCACAAAGACAAAGGCUACGGAUUCCUGGAAUGCGAGUACGGCGACAACGUCUUCUUCCUGAGAAGCUCGCUUCCCAAGGAUCUGAACGAAGCCGGCUUCGAAGAGCUCUCGCAGCUGGAGAUCUCCUUCCAGAUAUACUUCAAAGAGCAGGGCAAGCCGCGCGCACAAAACCUGGAAAUUGUCGGCAGGGAACGGAGAGAGGAGCGGCCCCAGCUACAGGGCGGUGAGGUUUUGAUCGGCGAGAUCGUGACUUUCGAGCCCGGCAAGGGCUUCGGAUUCGUCCGGUCAGAGAGCUGCGACGAGGACGUGUACUUCGUGCGCCCGGAGUUGCCAGCGGAACUUGCUGGUGCAGAGCGCAAGGAGGAGGUUGUCGGAGAGCGCGUGGAGUUCGAGGUCAAGAUCAUGACCGAUGGGAAACUGCGAGCCCAACAAAUGUCCCGGCUCUUCCCAGAUGGGGACAGUGCCCCUUCAAGAGGUGCCGAGCCGGCUGAGCCUGCGGAGCUGUCGGAGCUCGAAGACGACAUGGUCCAGGAGAUGGCGGAGUACUUGGCGGAUUGCGGCAAUGGCCAGGACUAUGGAAAGUUCACGAAUCAAUUCCCACGCGUCAAGAAGCGCAAGAUUGAAAGGCACUUUGACAUAAUCACAGACGAAGGCGGCCGCCAGCGCGUGGUUUUGCCUCCCGAUCACCCUCAGCGAGUCGAGGAACCCCUGCCGGACUCGUUGGUAGGAGAGGCCGAGGCAAAGGAAGAGGAACGCCGAGAGGAUGACAUCCCCGAAGACGACCUCCCAGACGAAGCCGAGGAGUCUCGCCCGGACGGGAUGAUGGUCGAGGAGGUGGACCCGAACGAGCCCGCCAUACCUCUGGGGCCUGGGGUGCAGCCGGUGGGCGUCAUCCGCGACUACGAUCCAGUCAAGGGCUUCGGCUUCAUCCGCUGCGAGCAAAACCCGGAGGACGUCUUCUUCCCGAGGACGGCUCUGCCGAAAUCCUUUCAAGGUAGUGACGACAAAGAGAUGCCGAAGCUGAAGGGCGUGCAGGUGACCUUUGAGCUGAACGAGAGUAACAGCCGUGGCCCUCGCUCCGACUCGGUCACACUGCUGCUGAGGUGGCUGCAGGCCGACAGGUGUUGGCUCCUGAAGAGAGUGACCAUCCCGCCCAGACCGGCACGAAACAGAUAG
Molecule: messenger RNA, 1542 nt
Organism: Symbiodinium sp. CCMP2592
Lineage: Eukaryota; Dinophyceae; Suessiales; Symbiodiniaceae
Source: the annotation of a GenBank genome assembly